AUGCCGAUCGCACUGAUGAUAUGGGUUAACGACGAUCCCAUUACAGGAUCUGUAAUUAGUUUAAGAGAAAUUACAUCGCCAAGAAAAGAAUUCAGCGACUACAAAGUUGGCGAUAGAGUCAAGGCUCGGCUGCCAGGAUGUGGGAUUUUUGAAUCCGUGAUUGGAAAAUUAGGAGAUGAUUCCGAAAGAAAGGAAUUUAAGGCAAUUAUUGACAGUGCCGAGUUUGUAGAGCUGUUAAAGAAGCUUCAAAUUGGGCAGGUGGGAGAACCAGAGCCUACUGUCCGUACUGAUCAGGAGGAAGAACAGCCUAACAUAGAGGCAUCAGCAAAAAAAAGGAAGUCUAACCUCAGUGAAGGCGAGAGGUCAAAUAAAAAAAUGAAAAAUUUAAAGAAAAAGCAGCAGACGAACAUUGAGAAGGCUGCCAGUUGUUUGGAGUUACUUGAGUUAGAUUUGCUAACUUCCAGCUGCAUCAGUACUGUAUCAUCAUCAAAACAGUCUGAUGCAACACCAUCCACCCCGCAGCUGGUUGUCAUGCCAACGCCCAGUAUUGAGACCCAGGAAGUAGCUGUUCAUCAGCAAUCAUGCAGCUCUGUUCCAGAGACUAAUUUCAAUAGUCUUUCGGAUGAUCAAGACUUGACACAAUCGUCAACUAGGAGUUCAUCUAUAUUAGGACAAUCAUUUGAUGUCCUGAACAACACGUCAUCUUGUGCCACAUACAACAGAACUGGUCCAGAUGUCCAGUUGCAACAGAGGGUGGAGGCUGUUGAGUUAGAAUUGUCAAAGUGCUGGGCCUAUAUUCAUCAGCUUCAGAACCAAGUUUCCUGGCUGUAUAAUCAACAGCAGGUAUAUAUUACAAUACAUUUGAGUAGGCUCCAUGAUAGUGUUAUAUUGAUUAUGGAUUUAUAUUGA
This is a messenger RNA of Pecten maximus, 909 nucleotides long. RefSeq lists its product as uncharacterized. The coding region runs from base 1 to 909 and encodes 302 amino acids. NCBI's taxonomy places the organism in Eukaryota, Metazoa, Mollusca, Bivalvia, Pectinida, Pectinidae. The transcript is spliced from 4 exons. The record is from RefSeq and is a predicted model, not a curated record.